GGUAGUAUGAACGAGGCCGUGUUAUUAUCCAAUAACAAGCCCCAAAUAAGGCAAAUUGAGCGAGCCAGCCCAACAUUCCAUGGAUCCUAACAUGCGAUGCCCCUGGCAGAAACAUUCUCAAGAACGUGGCAUGUUCCUCCAACUAAUCGACCCCUUCCCCGUUUCAUCAUCUCUCCAUCUUCCGCAUGCGCGUUAUAAAUUCAAAUCUUGAUCGUAUGGAGGGCACAGGAGGAGGAAGAAGAAGAAGGAAGGAAGGGAGAGAUCGUGUCAAUUAGCUAGCCAUGGCGUCGUCGUUGCCGUCUUCUUCUUGUUGGCAUUCCGUGCUGCUGGUGGCCAUGUUGCUGGUGGUGGUCAUGGAUCAGAUGGCCAUGGCGUACAUGUACGAUGACAUCGAGAUCGUGUGGGGCGACGACCACAGCUUCUUCUACAUGGACGACGCCGGCGACGACGAGAUCCUCGCGCUCUGCCUCGACCAGACCCACGGCUCGGGGUUCCACUCCAAGGAGGCGUUCCUCUACGCCCGCUUCGACGUCGACCUCAUGCUCGUCCCCGACAACUCCGCCGGCACGGUCACCACGCUCUACCUGAUGCCGGAGGACGUGCCGUGGGACUACCACGACGAGGUGGACCUGGAGUUCCUGGGCAACGUGACCGGCGAGCCCUACACGCUCCACACCAACAUCUUCGCCAACGGCGUGGGCAACCGCGAGGAGCAGUUCCGCCUCUGGUUCGACCCCGCCGCCGACUUCCACACCUACUCCAUCGACUGGAACCCCAAGCGCAUCACGAUCCUGGUGGACGGCGUGCCGAUCCGGAGCUUCAGGAACAAGGAGGAGCACGGGGUGGCGUUCCCGACGUGGCAGAAGAUGCGGCUGCACGGGAGCCUCUGGAACGCCGACGACUGGGCGACGCAGGGCGGCCGCGUCAAGACGGACUGGUCGGAGGCGCCCUUCUUCGCGCACUACCGCAACCUCCGCGUGUCCUGGUGCCGGCCGUCGCCGGGGGUGGCGUGGUGCGGCGACGAGCCGCCGGGGUCGACGUGGUUCGACCGGGGCCUGGACGCGGCGGCGCUGCGGCGGGCGCGCGACGCGCACAUGAUCUACGACUACUGCAAGGACGUCCAGCGGUACAGGUGGUCGGGGCUCCCCAAGGAAUGCACCGUGGAGUAGUUGCAUGAUUUUUCUUGUAGGUUUAUGCCUCUGCUCUGUAGUCUGUACAUUACUUUGUUUGUUUGCUCUGGUCUAGAUUAAGAACUAGCUGGACAUGUUUUUUAAUCUUUAUUUACAAGUUUCAUUGCAGAAUAUAUUUAUCUAUAGAAAUGAGAAAUACAUAAGUGUCACAAAGGUUGGCCUUCUGAGUUGGUCUUGAGGUAGUGACAGCAAGUAACCCAGACGAUCAGCAAUUUUACUGAUCCCUCUUAAGCUGGUUGCUAAGUGAAAACAAAUGAAUGAUCCUGGUGUAAAUAUGAGUACUGCUUGUUGUGAACAAGGUCUUGUACAAUUAACUUAAAAAAGAUCACAAUGUAGUGAAAUUGGAUUUUCUCUGAAUCACAGAAGUUGUAUCCGAUGACCCGCGGUAAGAGAAAACCUAUAUUAAGCUCAUUCCAAAGAUAAUACGCACUUAGUAAGUUAGUAGUUUUGAUGUGAUUUGACAUGAAAGAGAACAUAUAUAUCCAAUAGAACACUAAGCACUAAACUUCAA
Molecule: messenger RNA, 1701 nt
Organism: Aegilops tauschii subsp. strangulata
Lineage: Eukaryota; Viridiplantae; Streptophyta; Magnoliopsida; Poales; Poaceae
Product: xyloglucan endotransglucosylase/hydrolase protein 24-like
Biological process (GO): xyloglucan metabolic process; cell wall biogenesis
Cellular component (GO): apoplast; cell wall
Molecular function (GO): xyloglucan:xyloglucosyl transferase activity; hydrolase activity, hydrolyzing O-glycosyl compounds
Source: RefSeq, a predicted model, not a curated record